CUGAAUAUCUAAUAGAAGAACAAAAUAUUCCUUCCAGAUUUCCUAAGCUUGUCUCAGAAGAUGGGCAGCCAGGGGCAGCCCUUUAUCCACCUCUGUUUUGUUGGUCUUUGAAAUGGAAUCGUGUGUUGAUGGGAAGUGGGAUGGUCUGAAGUAAAAGAGGCAGAAUGACAAUGCUGAGACUGAAGCCUCCGCCUUGGGCCCUCCUUGUGGGGCUCCCAGUCUUUCUGACACAGUUAACGCCAAGUGUUUUGUCCUCAGACCCAGGCACCCCUCUCACAAAGGAAGAGUAUAAGAUCUUUUUCUUUUCCCAGAAGCCCAUGUGGAAGGCAAGCCUCGUGUGUCAGAUCCGCCAUAGCAAGGGUUGCUUUGACCAUAGCAUAAUGCAACUGGAUCAGUUUGAGAACCAUGGCCAGAUCCCAGAGGGUCCCAUCUGUACUAAUCUUCAAGAUGGCACACGUUUUGAGAACUUUUGUCAAUUUGCACAGUUUCGAUGCUUAAAUCAUAAAUACUAUGCUAAGAGGAUCCCAUGCCCUGAGCCUCCACCCGUGGAAGAGGUUGUUUUGGUCUCCUUAACUACAUUCAAUACACCUUCCAACACUCCUGCCACAUCUACGAGUGAGAUUUCUCCAUCUCCUGAGAUGCGACUUCACUCUAACAUUGAUGCCAUUUUGAAAUAUGCCUUUGCCGUCUCAGGCGAGGAGCCUGUGACCAAGAAACCAGAGAGCAAGUGGAAAACCAUCCACACCACCACCACCACCACCACCACCACCACAGAACAAAAUCAGGCAGUACCUUCAACUAUUCAGCUUGUCACAGUCAGUGCCGAAACAGUGGUCUCGGACAUCAAACCGGUUAAAGGCACUACGGGGCUCACAGACCAAAAGAUCCACCAAAGCAUCAACCGUCUAAUUGGCAAGGCAUUCUCACUGGAGCAGUCCCUGAGUGCAGACAACAUGAAAACAACCCAAAGCACAAAAACAGAUCAGGAAGAAGCUUUGGAGACCACUCCCAAGGGCAGCAUCUUAGCUCUUGACAAGAACGCAGCUCUGGUGAUUCUGUGCUAUUCAGUCCUGCAAGAUAUUUGCGUAGCCACAGCUGUUAGCAAGGCCUGGAGACAAAUGGAAUCAAAAACCUCUGGCUUUGGGGAUUCGGUAUGUGACAGCUCUGGUCGACGCCACACAGAUCUGUGCCCUGAGUGUGCCUUCUGCUCCCUGAAGAUAGAGCAGUGCCAAGGGGCUGCCGAUCUGAAACGCGUCAGCUGUGAAGAUGGCACAUUCACAGACUACAUCAAUCCUGGGAUCUUGGCCCAGCACCAGGCCAUGGUCCCCAGGGUCUCCUCAGACGAAACUGAGUUUUAUGAGAUUGAGGCAUAUGGAGGCUUGCAGACAGAGUACUGGUGUGGUCGCCUGGCUACUCAUGGCUGUGAUGACUAUCGUGUAGCUCUCUGGUUGCAAUCAGAAUAUUCCUCCUUUAAAGGAGGAGAUUUCCCGAACCUGGUAACCAGUAGUGAAAUAGCUUCCCCCUGCUCCUGGUCUGGUUGUUCCUCUCAUUUCCUACUCCCUACUAAUAUCCAUUAUUUCAUUCCUGCCAGAUCUGUGAUUCAGAAGAAGUUCAACAUCCCACUUAUUGUGCUUUCAAGAGCAACCAGUGUCAAGAAUACAGUCUCAAUAAAAAUAAGGUGUUUCGGGUUGGAUGUUUUAAAAAUGAGACCUACAAUGUGCUCACUGAAGAAGAAGGGGAAGAAGAAGUGCAGCGCUGGAAUGAGAAAUUUUCAGAUGUUGCUAAACUGUGAUUGCACAGAGAGGGAGCUUGGACAGAGAGGAAAGGGAGGGCACUGAAAAAGUUUGCAUCUAUGACUCUCAUUUUAUGGCUAUUGAAUAUUGCAUAGACUCUUCUGUUUAAGUAUUAUACCCUUUUGUCUAUUUUGCAUGGUGAUUUCACUGUGGACCCUCCAGCUGUUAAAUCUGCAUCACAAGGGUUGCACAGUUUAAAUGUGCCUUUUGAGCAAUAAUUGUCUUUACCAACAGGGCUCCUGUAGGAUGCUACAUCUUAGAAAAGCAUCCAAAAGAGGAUGGUAGUUGUAAGCAAUGCUAGUUCUCUCUCCUGUGAUCCUUAUUAUCCCUCAUUCUCAUUAGUGUAUUCAUAUAUGAACUAUUUCUGUAUUUUAUAUGCUUUGGCUUCUUAUUCAUAAAGAGCCUUUUCCUUGCA
This is a messenger RNA of Sceloporus undulatus (fence lizard), 2208 nucleotides long. RefSeq names its product acrosin binding protein (gene ACRBP). The record is from RefSeq and is a predicted model, not a curated record. NCBI's taxonomy places the organism in Eukaryota, Metazoa, Chordata, Lepidosauria, Squamata, Phrynosomatidae. Bases 165 to 1838 code for a protein of 557 amino acids. The transcript is spliced from 9 exons. Gene Ontology annotation, cellular component: acrosomal vesicle; nucleus.